Messenger RNA from Penicillium hordei, 1599 nucleotides. RefSeq lists its product as uncharacterized. The transcript has 5 exons. Gene Ontology annotation, molecular function: transmembrane transporter activity. The coding region runs from base 1 to 1599 and encodes 532 amino acids. NCBI's taxonomy places the organism in Eukaryota, Fungi, Ascomycota, Eurotiomycetes, Eurotiales, Aspergillaceae. The record is from RefSeq and is a predicted model, not a curated record. Gene Ontology annotation, cellular component: membrane. Gene Ontology annotation, biological process: transmembrane transport.
AUGGCGAAAGAUCAAGAGAAUGGUGCAAGUGAUUCAGCAGUCAAUACUUCGGACCGUCCAAAAUGCUUCAGCAGCACAUUUCAAGAAGUUCUCUUCGUCUUAACUGCCACGAUGGCCAUUGGCCAGCAGUCAUUCUUCCAGGGCUGUAUUGUGGGAGUAACCGCAUCGAUUGGCAAGGAUUUACAUAUGAAUUCCGCUGAAAUCACCUGGAUCAAUGCCGGUGCUUCCCUUACAAGCGGCGCCUUCCUACUCACCUUCGGAAAGCUAGCCGACAUGUUCGGCCGCAAAGUCCUCUUUAUAAUCGGUAUGGGCGGUUUCACCAUCUCCCUACUCAUCGCCGGCUUUGCAACAAACGCCAUCUACAUGGAUGUCUUCUCUGGAAUUUUAGGUUUAUUCGCAGCUGCCGUCGUCCCACCCGCUGUCGGAGCUCUAGGCGCUACUUACGAGAAACCCUCAAAACGCAAGAAUCUUGCCUUUGCCUGCUUCAGCGCGGGAAAUCCGCUGGGCUUUGUCGGCGGCAUGAUCAUCUCCGGUGUCGCGGCGCAUUUGUAUAACUGGCGUGCUUCUUUCUGGGCUCUUGCUGUUGUCUAUGCUAUCUUUACCGUUUUGACCGUUUGGACAGUGCCGGCUGAUGGGUUUGCUAGAACGCCUUUGAGUGUUCAGGCUUUGAAGCAGUUUGAUCUUCUUGGGAUGGGGUUGGUUGUUGUUGGGUUUGCAUUCUUUUCGAGCUCGCUUUCGCUGGCUGCAGAUGCUCCAGAUGGCUGGAAAACGGGAUACGUCCUUGCUCUGUUUAUUGUGGGAUUUUUCCUGCUCGUGGUGUUUCUGUAUUGGCAGUCCGUUGCUACAAACCCUCUGAUGCCUCUUUGGGUCUGGCGAGAUCGUAACUUCUCUCUUCUCAUUGGAACGUGCUCCCUUGGCUUCAUGGGUUUCUCGGCCGUCAGCUUCUUCCUUUCCCUCUACCUUCAAAACCUGAAGCAUCUAUCUGCCCUUGAGAUUACUGUCCAGCUACUCCCAAUGGUUGUCAGCGGAGUGUUGGUCAAUGUUGUCUGUGGUCUGGUCCUGCACCGCAUAAGCAACAAAAUAUUAACCGGCAUUGGAGCACUGGGGUAUACAGCCUCAUUUCUUAUCCUGGGCUUCAUGAAGCAGGAAGCUAGCUACUGGGCAUUUGUUUUCCCGGGGCUAGUUCUUGUCGUUGUUGGUGCUGACAUUCAAUUCAACGUCACAAAUAUGUACGUGAUGUCCACCCUUCCGCCAUCCCAGCAAUCCAUCGCCGGCGGCAUCUUCAACACCGUCAUCAAGUUGUGCAGCAACCUGGGCGUUGGUAUUGCUACUUCCGUGGAGAGCUCGGUCGCUCUUCGUAUGACCCCCUCCUCGCCUGCAAUUCGGCCAUACCUCUCAGUUUAUUGGUUUGCGGCUGCGGCUUCGGGGGUAUCUUUACUUUUGGUACCGUUCUUGACACUUGGUAAACAGGGCAACUCUGUCCCGCAAAAUGAGCAGUUGGUUCCCGAAGAGGAGGUUAGCGAGAAGACAGCUGUUACUCCUAAUACGGAUUCUGUUAUUUCUUCUACUGUUGAUAUCACCGAGCACGAGAAGAGGUAG